Sphenostylis stenocarpa is the source of this 612-nucleotide messenger RNA. Lineage: Eukaryota; Viridiplantae; Streptophyta; Magnoliopsida; Fabales; Fabaceae. The record is from the annotation of a GenBank genome assembly.
AUGGCGGUUCCUUUCGGAAUGAACCAAAACAAACGUGGCGUGCUUGCUCGUUUGAAGACUCUUGUCAAAUCUCAGUCUCAGAACUUUCACUCUCCUGCUCCCAAACCCACCAAACAACCAAUGCAAGUUAUACCGUCUCCAGUAAAAGACUCGGACUACUCUAUUUGCCGAGAUCGCAUAUGCAUCUCAAAAUGGAAGGCUUUGGAUGCAGAAGAGCUUGGUGUAACAAGUUCUAUGAUUUCACAGUCAUCUAUGUUUAUCCUGAAACUUCUUCGGAGCAAAGGAUUUGAGUCCUACUUAGUAGGUGGGUGUGUCAGAGAUCUACUACUAAAUAGAACUCCAAAAGAUUUUGAUGUUAUCACCACCGCAAAGCUUAUGGAGGUGAGAAAGCACUUCUGUCGUUUAGCUCAUGCUGAAGUUGUUGGACGUCGUUUUCCCGUAUGCUUGGUUCAUAUAAAAGGUUCCGUAGUCGAGGUAACUAGUUUUGAGACAGUGGCGCGAACUACCCAAGGGAAGGAACUUUUAAACUCUCUGUUGCCCAAAUGCAGUAAUAAAAAAGACUUAUUUCGCUGCAAAAACUCCUUGCGCAGGGACUUUACAAUUAAUAGGUAA